AUGAAAUUGCACCACAAAUCACUUUCUAAAUCUAUUCAAGCUAUAAGAAUGCUGUUACUCCUUCUUCCAUCGGUAUUUUCACUAGAAAAAUCUACUAAUAGUGAUGAGCCUGGGACAAUUAAUAUCCUUCCAUAUACAGCAUUUUUCAAUAAAAAAGCAUACCACACACCUAAAGUGCAGGAACUACCAAAGUCCUUUAUCGCUGGGUUUAAGCCUAUAGAAAAGUAUACACAGGCUCUGAAAUACUUAGAAGAUAUAGAGAAAAAGAAGAAAGGAAGAGUACGACCAUAUAUAAAUGAUGAAAUGUUUGAGCGCACGGUAAUAUCGGUGUUCUAUACAAAAGAAUACUUUUUAACUCUGCAAAGAGACUGGGAGCUAGGUAAAAAGCUACACAUAUACGAUGUAUACCUAGACAAUUUUAUAACAAUGGUAAAAAUGGCAAAUAUUCCCCACUUUGCUAAACACGAGGGGCUUUACCUCUCAAUUCGAGAUAUAAACACAAUCCUGGCCCUCUAUGAGAUUUUUUCCAUGGAUAAAUAUGUAAGAAUUCCAAUACAUAUAAAAGAAAAGUUUAAAAUGGACAUGACAAAAAGAGAGUGCUUUAAAGAAAAUCUAAGAGUACUUCUCCAGUUCAAUGAAAAUGCAAAUUCUGAAUAUCUAAAGAUUCUUAGAGAUAUUAGAUACAAAAAUAGACAUGUCCUGAUGGCAGAAGUUCCUCCCCGGCGCAUUGAUAGUAAAAGCUGGAUAAAAUGGUUACUAAGAAGAGAAGUUAACUUAGAUGUAUUUUGGUAUUUGUUUUCUACACUAUGUAAUACUGUAAAGGACAAUAAUCUAAAGAAGAUUGUGACAUAUGUAAAGGAAACUUCUGUUCUGGGUAAAAAAGGCAUCCAGCUAUUUUUUAGCAACAAAAAAGCACCAAACACAGAUUAUGUUGGACUUUCAUACUAUCUACUAUAUAAUAACCAGCUAAAAGUUAAAAACAUUGAAGUGGUUAUACAAGAGGAUCUAGAGAUUCCAGAAUUGCAGUUCAGUUCGGUUAUGGAGGUGUUCCAGCUGGUUCGAGUGGUUUAUAUGCGAUCUUUAGGUAACUUUAAAAGAAUUCAGAACAACCUGUCUCUUGUUAACAUAGUCUUAGACAUAGAAAAAAAACGGUCUGAAAGAAGAAUGAAGCCAAUUAUGUCUGGGUUUGUUAUAUAUGAUUAUAAUUCACUAAAUGAAUUUGGAAAGAAGCAGAUACUUGCGAUGAACUUUACUGAAGUUGGGUUUAUGACGGAGCUAUAUCGAGAUCGAGUCUGUGUAGACAAAUCCCAUCCCUGCCUCUUUAGGCUGAACCAUAGGAGCCCAAAUUUCUUGGGAAAGUUUUCUAUUUCAGUACCAAACGCUGCCAAUAUAGAAACACUGGUGUCACCAUAUGACUACGUAUUUGAGGAACUGAACUUAGAAAAACUAUAUAAUCUUAGUGAUCUAAAAAUUUCUCUGCCAGAAAAUGAGCUGAAAGAGCCUUAUAAGGACUCUGAACUUCCAUUAAUUGCGCGAGAAAAGAUGAAUAUUAAAACGGUCAGGCUGUAUGGAGAGAGCACCCAGCAGGAAGCGGCAUAUGUUAAUAUGUUUAAAAAAAUUCUCAAAAUUCAAAGUGUUGAGUCUAUAGAUAUAACUGAUGUUGCAAUUAUGAACUCUGAAAUUGUUUCUGCGCUUGAGUCUAAAGAUAAUCUUGUAAAGAAAAAAGUCAAACUUUUUGCAUUCACAUACUUUGACCCAGGAUUUGACAAAGCAGAGAAUGGAGGGCAGGACUUUAUUCCAACAGCAGUGACACUUGAAAAGAUUUUUAAAGCACUUCCUAACUUACAAAGAAUGGACGUAACCAUUAUGAAUGACAAAGCAGAGGGAAAGGCUCUUCUUCAAGACUUCCUUUAUCUUUUAAAGUGUAAGGGAACUAUUUACACAGAAGAGCAACUUCGAAACAUUGUAAACAUUAAGAUAAACAGUCCUCUGCUCUAUACAUCUGUGCACACCUGUGAUGAUAUAGUUGGAAUAGGACUAAGAAGACUUUUGCCAGCUGUGCGCGAGAUUUUCCGAGCACCAUUAUCAUGCCCAAAUGGAAAUUCAAGUGAUAUAGUAAAGAAAGUAGUGAUUCCAGAGUUUAUGCACUCUUUAGAUCACGUUCUUAGACCAAAUAUGUGCACUCCAGAGGCAGUGUAGUUGCCAAAUCAUAUAAUACACUACAUAUUAUUGUAAAUAAAAC
This is a messenger RNA of Nematocida parisii ERTm1, 2242 nucleotides long. RefSeq lists its product as uncharacterized. The transcript has a single exon. NCBI's taxonomy places the organism in Eukaryota, Fungi, Microsporidia. The record is from RefSeq and is a predicted model, not a curated record. Bases 1 to 2199 code for a protein of 732 amino acids.